AUGUCCCAUCACUCGGUUCAUUCGACACCACUUCCCAACAUCGCCCGGUCCAGCGAAGACGACGCCUACUAUUCAACACAAGACUCUUCAUCAAGCAGAAAGACGCUUGCCGUCCCUCCGAAUUUCUUGAGGCCAUCUCGUUCGCGCUCCAAUUUCCUUUCGAAGCAGAGUGGCGUGAGCAGCUUGCCCAAUUCGCCUGUCACUUCAUCCUUUUCACAUAGACCAGACUUGCAUAGGGCUGCAACCAGCACUGCCGUGUCUACCAUCAGCACCACCGAGUCGACGCGUUUCGACGAGCUCCACUACUCUCAGACCCACUUCUCUCGGAGCACCUUGCUGGUCUACCCCGACUCAGACUCAACUGCGUGGCCUGGUGAAAAGGAAGCAGAAGAAGACAUUCGAGAACUUCUCCUUGCAUCCUCUGACGAAGAAUCUUCAGCACCACCUUCCACACCGGGCUUCGACAGCUCUAAGAUCCCUCCUCGUGGGUCUUCCGUGACCAUCGCUCAGCGCAAACAGUCUAUGGAAUCAGAAAAGUCGACACUGGCACUUCCUGAACCCAUCAGCCUCUUAACACCACCCGCAGCCCAGACCUCACAGAAGAAGCGAACAGGGUAUAAAAUGUCUCAGUCAAGUCCAAAACUGGUUGGCGAAGCUCCCCGCACGAGGAGUAUAAGUAGUAGCCAUGAUGAUGACGGCUCUAUUCGUUCAAAUGCUCACAGUGACGGAUUGUUGAAACGACACUCUAGGAUUUUGAUGAAGAUGAUCCCCUUCACACGCGAAGCUCCAUCAGUGGCGCAGUUUACCGCCCACCGAGCUCCUCGCUUUGGUACUUUUCCACGCGUUCGUGCCGAGACCGAGGAGAAAGUCGAGGCAUUAGCUGAGCAUUUCAGCAAGCUCAAUGCGGACCCACUGUCGCCGCCUCUUUCCAUAUCUUCAUACGUAUCGACAGGGUCAACGCCCGAAACAUCGCCGGAACUAUUGCUGCUGGACCUACCAACAGGGCACGGGUCCGGUGGCUAUAGCCAACGUCAUAAAAGCGCCUCAUCGCGCGAAUCGAUUCGAACAUUUUUCCCUGCGCCGUCUCUUCCCAGGUUGAUCUCCAGACCAGGUUCCCAGUCGCGAGAGUCAGGGCGGAUAAACUCAAGCAACCCAAUGAGCCACGGCUCGCAUCCCAAACUCUCUUCGCCAACGAAGGAAUCAGAGUGGAAAAAGACGCUUGAUUACGCGGCUGGUCGAGCUUCUUGGCAGAGCAGUAUCAGCCAUCGUCCUCGCAAACAACAAGCUGCUGCGAGCAUCAGCUUUAGUCGUAGCACGACGGCUUCUGGCAACCAAUCCACUUGGCCAAGAAUCUCAAAUCCGAUUCAUCGGCAUAACACGUUGUUGCUCGAACACAUGUUUGUCGACGCUGGUGAUGACGGACAGCUGGGCCAGUAUACUACUUCGAGCUUGUCGGCUUUCGCGUCGGAAAAUGACGGCCCGUGCAGUUUGAUGCGAUGCUCGGCCGAUAGUCGCCAAGAGUAUAGUCGACGCUCGUCGGUUGCUAUUGCUUCGAAGGCGUCGACAAGCUCACCAGUCGAGUGGCCCCAGGUCAAUAGUUGCCCAGGUCGUUUUUCUGCGAUGCCUUCUGUCAAGCCGAGGAGGCCUUCAACCACGGGCUCUUGGAUGCGCUGUGAAUCUGCGCAGUUUGGGUUCAAGACAGCUUUGCAACGCGCAGCAUCUAGUGCCGUUGAAUGUACCCAUGUGGUUAUCGGUACGGCGUCGCUCGGGCGCGCGGCAUCGCUGCGCAAACGAACGAUUCCUAAUGCGGCUUCAAUCUGGCAAAAGGGCGGACGUCGAUCGUCUGGCGUUGGCGUUGCGGCUGCGACAGCGACAGCGACUGGCGCCUUUUCUACCAGCGGAGUAACAAGUAUGAUGCCUACCAUCCCACAAGGUCAUACGCGCGACUCAUCUCUGGCAGACACCAUCGGCGAUGAUGGCGAUGAGCACGGAUCAAUGCCUUGGCUAGGUCUCGAUCCGUAUGCUCAAGAUCGUGCCGACACUUUGGCACGCUACUCAAUCUCACAACUGUCAGACGGCUUGACCUCGGACGCUGGACUGGGCGAGUUCGUCCCGUUUCGCUUCUAUACGCGUCGCGAAUCAAAGGAUGACAUUGCGCUGCUCGAUCUAGCGCGUCGUCGUUCAUCCAACGAGUCUGAUGCUGGUCAGGGACCCGUAUUCAACCUAGAUCCUUUCCGACGUUCUUCUGCGUCAAGGCGACCGUCGUGGCCCAGAGGCGUUGUGUCGUAUGAAGGUUACCACCGCACGUUUACGCGGCCCGACGUGCCAGAGGCCGUGACAGGCUCCGAGGCAGAGGAUGCAGAUGCAGAUGCAGAUGAAAACCAAACCCAAACCUAUCUCAAUGGCGAUGGUUGGUGCAGACGACGAAGCACAUUCUCUACCGUUUUCCUUCGACCACUUGAACUCUUUCAGUAA
Molecule: messenger RNA, 2475 nt
Organism: Mycosarcoma maydis (corn smut)
Lineage: Eukaryota; Fungi; Basidiomycota; Ustilaginomycetes; Ustilaginales
Exons: 2
Coding region: 1-2475 (824 amino acids)
Source: RefSeq, a predicted model, not a curated record